Messenger RNA from Phyllotreta striolata, 1099 nucleotides. The record is from the annotation of a GenBank genome assembly. Lineage: Eukaryota; Metazoa; Arthropoda; Insecta; Coleoptera; Chrysomelidae.
CUAGCAUUCGCUUGUAGUAAUAAUGAGCAGUUUGGUGUAUUCUAGGCUACUGUUUGUAAAGAGGCUUCCGGUAUUUUAUCAAGCAUGUAAGUGCUAUUCUAAUCUCGCCCAACCGUUCAUCGCAGUGUCCCAGAAAAUCAUCGCAGACGUGGAUGAGAUCGAAGAUAUCGAAAUAUACGGGAAUCUCAAGGAGAGAACGAAAAAUUUACUGCAGCAUCCGAGGCUCAUAGGCGAUAUGGAGUCUCCUAACACUACUCUAAAAGUUUUCAAAAUUUUGAACCCCAACGAACAAAAAUUAGAUCUAGUUUACCUGUUGGGAUGGUUAAUGGAAAUGUUAAACGGUGUUCUUAGCAUAAAAUCAGACUCCUUCCACGACAUACAAACGAGGAACAAUACCAAAUCAUGGCACACCGAUCGCACUUACAACAACCAAGUAUCCAACGAUACAGUCCUCAUGGAAAGCUACGUUUUCCUCCAGCUGAAAAAAUACUUCAGCACUCACAGGAACUACGUUAAUAUUCUGGAAACGUUCCACGAGGCCUUCAGCGAUUCUUUAGCCGGUCGUAACUUGGAAUUGAUCAGCAAAGACUUGGAAAAAUUCGAUUAUAACUUGCUGAAAAAUAUCGCUGAAUUGAAAAUAGCACCCAUGUCGUUCGAGCUACCAUUGAAAUCUGCCUUGUAUUUGUCGAAUAAUAGCCACAUUGUUUACACCGAAGAAAUCGCGGAUGUUCUGAAAGAUAUCGCUUUAUUAAAAAAAAUUAAGAUCGAUUACUUGGAUUCGUUUGGUUUGUUACCGGAACACUUUAAUAUUAAGCACGGGUAUUGUUCUUGGCUGGCGAUAAAAUCUCUGGAAAAAGUCGAUGGUGAACAGAAAGCCGUGUUAAAGGAGCAUUACGGUAAACUAGAAUCGGAAUCGAUCGAGAAGGUUAAUAAUGUAUACAAAAAUUCGCUAUUGACGGGUGAUUAUGAAAAAUUAAAGGGGAAAAUCUACGAUGACACCAAGGCGAAAAUCGAAAACAUUUCCCACGAGUUGCUUAGAAAAUCUCUUUUUUGUAUUUUAGAUAGAACGUAUUCGUUAAAAGCUGAUGAUAGAAUGUAA